Messenger RNA from Mya arenaria, 4407 nucleotides. RefSeq names its product neuronal membrane glycoprotein M6-a-like. The coding region runs from base 1101 to 1961 and encodes 286 amino acids. The record is from RefSeq and is a predicted model, not a curated record. Gene Ontology annotation, cellular component: plasma membrane. NCBI's taxonomy places the organism in Eukaryota, Metazoa, Mollusca, Bivalvia, Myida, Myidae. Gene Ontology annotation, biological process: neuron projection development. The transcript is spliced from 8 exons.
GAUACAGUAGUCAGCGAUGUGAUGAAAAAGGAUCGUUAUGUAGUUACAUCGUUUGAUGUUUCAGACAUAACAAAUUGGUGUAAAACAUUAUAUAUAUUUUUGGUUUUGGACUGAGGUUGAUUAAAUAUGGAAAUUGUUUUGAUGUGCUCUAUCACGGGGUCAAUGUUGGUUGGUCAGUGUCGCCCGGGGUUGAGGGGCGCAGCUUUAAUAGACGCUGAUUGACGCGCUACUGUAUAAACAGAUAGAUACCUAGCUAUUGUGCAUGGAUGAAUGGUGAUACAAUAAACAGGAGUUGUUUUAGGUUUAAGACAUUUUGUUAUUGUGCGUCGGGGAUUUUAAGCCUGAAAAAGCUUAAAUUCAAUAGGAAUAUUUGUUUUGUAAACACAGAUUUGAAAUUGAGAAUCAGUGCGUAGUUUUACCCAUUGCUGUGGGAUCUUCAAUUGAAGUAAUAAGUGGACUUUUAGUGGAUCAUAUAAAUGAACACAAUGCUUAAGAAAAGCCUAAAAUAACAAGAGCUAAAGUGUCGUGUGCUUUGUUGUAUUUGACAGGUGAACAUGUAAGUUUGAUGCGGGUUUGCUCCAUUAAAGUGACAUAUUUUUAAAGGCUUUACCAGAUGUGGUUAAUAAGUAAAUACUGCAAUGCAUAUUCAAAAGGAUAUUUUACAAAAGGAUGUGAUCGUCAAAAUUAUUUUUGAAAUGAAUAGGAAUUGAUUUGUAUCAUAAUCAUUACAUGCAAAUAUCAUUAAGGAAAUUAAGAUGUGAUUUCUCAAUGGAAGCAAGUCAAGCCUUAUCGUUCAGUGCUUAUUUCAGUUUAGGGUGAAUUAAAGGGACUCGCUCAUGAAUUGUAUUGAUAAUUGCACAUUUAUUCAAAGCAAUCGGAAUCUAAAUUGCUCUGCAAAUGACACUAUAAAUUAUUGACUGUCACAGUAAUUAGUACGCUACAGUAUUGGAUAGGACGUAAUUAUGAAAUAGCCUUCGGCCAUAUUUGUGGACAUUCGCUCGUUUACAUGCAUCGGUUCUUUUGAAGUUUAUUCAUAUAUUAUUAUACAAACAGAUGGACAGCGUGAGAUGUAUGGUUGGAAUUUAUAAAAAUCGUAUUAUAUGAGGCAAAAGAAUGGAAGUUAUCGUGUUGUAAGGGAUAGGAUGGAUUUAAGCAUGGAUAAUGUAUGGGAGCACCGACCAAUCGCUGACGAGAAUGGCACCCUGAUAGCCAAUCACAAUGAAGAAGGGUCACAUGGAAAAGCACACAGCGACAGCUGCUUGGACCGGACGCUCCACUGCCUGAGUCACGUGCCAUGCGCGUCACUGCUCGCAUGGAUCCUGCUACUCAUUGGGCUGGGCGGCUUCACCGGAAGUCUCCUCGCGGGCGCCGACCGCACACGUGACCUUCUGGAGGAGGACCGACUGCUAUGGUUCAUCGAGUACACCAUAAUCGGUGUCGUCUGCGGCAUGUUCGUGAUCGGCACGUGCCUUCUGAUUGUGGCCCAUUUCUCCAGUGAGCCUAGCAGCCGACAUGCCUUCAACACCUCCAGCAAAAACACGUGCGGACGAGUUCUCAAUAUAGUCAUGGUAAUACUCAGCUACAUUCUAUGUGUGGCGUGGCUGGUGACCAGUGCAAUACUCUCCAUUCCGGUGACGGCCCUCGGGCUCCUCUGGUACCUCGUUGACUUCAAGCACGUCGACUGCAUCAACCUUGCAAACUAUGGUUUUGACGCCCGCGAGCUUUGCAACAAGGACAAUGACAGGGGACUUGAAAGGUUCACAAACCAUGGAAAGGACCUCCUGUGCUACUACGGCGCGGCACUCAUUUCAUCAUUCGUCAUCAUCAUCAGCCUUAUCCACUUUCUAAUGUGUAUGAGUGCGAACAUUACUCACCUUCGUGACGCCAGGUUUGCGACGUUAAACGCUUACGAGGAAGCAGAGGAGGCUCCAGCUAAGCCAUUGAACGACACGACCAUGUGAGCGACCACGUGACCUGUCACAUGACUUCUUCCCACCAAUCGAUUGAAAUCGAGAAGUCACGUGGUCUCUCCAUAUUUAUUCUUGAAAAAGGAUCUCAGAUAUGCACAUGUAAACAGUAACCAGUCCACUGUGUCUGUGUCUUGGACAUGUAGUUGUGCAAUAUAUGAAAUUUGAAUGAGAUUAAAACUGAAAACGAAUAUAUGUAACGAAAUAAAAUACAGCAAGUGUUGAAAACAAACUGACAAGCAGGGCAUCUAAAAACUUGAAAAGGAAACUUUGUGAAUAAGUCCAAGACAUACAAGUAUGUGAAAAAACAGCAACUUCAACAAGACUAUGAAGUACUAUGAUUGUGAAUAUCUGAUAAAAUCUAUGUAGGAAUACGAAUGUAUUUUCCUUGAAGUGUGCUUAUACUAUUUACUUUUCUUAUGCUUUGACGAACAGAUGUUAGUUUUGGUGUGAAUCGUUUGACAAUUACUGUCUGAUGAUGAUUCGUGAGUAAAGGUGUUGAAUUGUUUGUUAAAUAUCCGAGUGAAACUUUGACGAACUUGAAUUUGAAUCUUGUGAUUCAUUAAGAUGGAUGUAUAGCGUUGAUAAAUUGUUGAAUAUGUAAUUCAGGAGCAGCUGCUUGCCAUAAAAUGCUUACAAGAAUUUAGGCGAAAACUAAACGUAAAGGGUUCAUCAUAUGACAAGCAUUCAGAUACAUGUAUGUUCAUAUUUGUAUUCCAGAAAGAAUGAAUACCUUGCAGAUAUUUGUUUCUGUUUUAUUUAUUUUUUAAAAGCUUUUAACCAAGGCAUUGUGUCGAUAUUAUCUUUUUGUAAAAAUGUGUUUUUUUUACCGAAAGUUGAAUAAAUUGAUUGAUUAUGUUCUUUGCAACAUUUAUUUUAAUGUUAAAACCAGAAAUUAAAAAAAGGACACUUAUUAAAAAGGGCAAGAUAAAUCACGCUUUUAUACGCUUGUAUUUAUUUUGUAAAACUUACAAAACCGUACGUUAUAUGUGUUUGUAGCACAUUUUACAUUUUAUAUUGCUAAAUUCCGCGCAGUGUUACUUCCCAUAAAUGUAAUGCAAAAGGGGGAUCACUGAGAAGGAAAUCAGUUACAGUACGAACUCCGUGCUGUGUUACUUCCCCUGUCUGUGUUGCACUAUCUGUGGUCACAGGGUAGGAAAUUAGUUACAGUACGAACUCAGUGCAGUGUUAUACCACCUUUCUGUUUUGCAGUAGGGGAGGUUACUGAGUAGGAACUUGGUUACUGUGCAAACUCCGCGCAGCGAUACUUCCACUCUAUAUGUUUCAAUAAGGGAGGUCACUGCGUAGGAAAUUCGUUAAAGUGUUCGUGUGUCUGUCUAGUUUUGCCUGCUUUUGGUUUUUUAUUUGCAAACCAGCUCAUACAUACAAGUGGAAACAAUGACGUUAGAUAGGAUUUCUUUUUAUUGGUAUCAUAUAAUUAUUAUUAUGAAAUUGUACAAUUUUCAUAUUUAUCUGAGUAUUUUUACCAUGAGCUUACAUAUACUAGUUAUAAAGGAUUGAACUAAAUACGACCUUAUAAAACUUAGUCGUUGAGAUAGCAAUUGAGUAUAACGUAUCUUUAAGUUGAAGUUAGCAGUUCUUGGGUGGUAUUCACUAUACAUCUUUAGUGAUUUCUUAACUAAAGUCAUUUUUUUUAAAUGUUAAUAGACAUAUUAAGAUAAAAGUUUUAGUAUUUUUUUAAUAUAAAAGUAUGCAUUUUGAAUCAAUUCAGUGCAAUUAAAGUACUAAAUGUAUUAUUAAGUUGUAAUAUCAUAUCCACAGUGAGAUAGAUAAAGUGACACUCUUAUUCAAAAUCAAGACACACACUUGUAUAACAAACAUAUAUUUUAAGUGGUUAACCUUCAACUUCUCACUGAAUAAUGCAUUAAUGGAAAAUAUUCAUUACUGAAAACAAGAUUGUAACAAUGUUUUUCAUAGCUGAAAACGCAAAAAUAAUAAGUAAUUGGUGAGUGCUAAAAUAUUUACUGUAAUCUACUACCGUCUCAUAAGAUAGUAAUACCGUGCUUUCUGCACCUAACUUUCAACUUAAACUCGUUUUCCUCCAUAACAUUUUUUUUACAUUUAUUCAUCAUUUUAGGUAUAUUAAAACAAUUAUAUUAAUUGUGGAAUAUCUUAUUUGGGAAUAAGAGUGCAUUGUUAAUAACAUGACUUAAGUUAGGAAAUAACUUAAGAUAUUUUAUGAAUACCAGCCCUUGUUGAAUAAAAUUGAAUAUCAAUUUGUACCCGUAUUGGCUAUUGUCAUGUACUGGGUAUUCUGUACAGCUAUAUUAGCAUGGUAAGUGCGAUGCAAUAUUCUAGAAUUAAUGCUUAUUUAGUGUUUUAACAAUGUUUAUCAUAUUGUAUAUUUUUACAUUUCGUUUGUUAAAUUAUGCUUUAGAAUAAUGCAUAUAUUCAUUGUAAUAAAUUUCUUUGUCAUGUC